Daucus carota subsp. sativus is the source of this 3443-nucleotide messenger RNA. RefSeq names its product protein unc-13 homolog. The transcript has 5 exons. Lineage: Eukaryota; Viridiplantae; Streptophyta; Magnoliopsida; Apiales; Apiaceae. The record is from RefSeq and is a predicted model, not a curated record. Bases 132 to 3164 code for a protein of 1010 amino acids.
CAACCUUCCGCCGGAUUUCUACAUUUUCCACCUCGAAUCCACUCUCCGGAACGCCUCCUACCACCACCACCACCGCCACCACCUCACCCUUUGAACCACCACACAUGCAUUAGGUAUUACAAAAAAAUACAAUGGCACAGAACAAUGCAGGCCAGGGGGAGGACCUAAUAUGGCCUUUUGGUCGUCUCGAAGGCCUCGACGAGGACGACUUGUGCAUGGCCGCGUAUGAGAUAUUUUUCACCGCAUGCAGGUCGUCCCCGGGGUUCGGAGGAGGGAAAAAUGCACUCAGCUACUAUCCCUCCGAGGGGGAGGGUGGCGGAGGAGGAGGCGGAGGCGGAGGCUCCCCGAAAGGGCAUGGAGUGGGGAUGACAGUGACUAGCAAAAUAAAAAGAGCGUUAGGCUUGAAAUUGAUCAAGAAAAGGCCACCGUCUUCUAGAAGAACACACUCGUGGGGUUCGAUGCCGAAUAACGUUAAUUCGCCUCGGGAUUCGCCUCGUGCGAGUCCGUCGCCGAGUGGGAGUCCGAGGAUUGGGUUCACAGUGCCGGCGCACAAGCCGAAAAGGCCUUUGACGUCGGCGGAGAUUAUGAGGCAGCAGAUGCAGGUGUCGGAACAGAGUGAUAAUAGGCUUCGGAAAACGCUCAUGAGGACUCUUGUUGGCCAGACGGGGAGGAGAGCCGAGACCAUAAUCCUUCCUUUAGAGCUUCUCCGCCAUUUAAAGCCAUCAGAAUUCAAGACCGGCGGAGAGUACCACCUAUGGCAGAAGCGUCAACUAAAGCUUCUUGAGGCCGGACUACUUCUCCACCCUUCCAUCCCAGUCGAAAAAUCGAACAAAUUUGCCAUGAAAUUGAACGAAAUCAUCACUUCCUCCGAAAUCAAGCCUAUAGACACUGGCAAAAACUCUGAACAAAUGAAAACUCUCUGCAAUUGCAUUGCAGCCUUAGCAUGGCGGACCUCGGACAAUGAAUCCCCCACAGACGCUUGCCAUUGGGCUGACGGUUAUCCACUCAAUGUGCACAUCUACAUUGCCCUGCUCCGGACUAUAUUUGACACCAAGGACCAGACUAUGGUCCUUGAUGAGGUCGAUGAGCUCGUCGAGCUGAUGAAAAAGACAUGGUCUACAUUGGGGAUUAACAAGUUAGUGCACAAUAUGUGCUUCACUUGGGUGCUAUUCGAACAAUAUAUUCUCACCAGAGAAGUUGAGAUUGACUUACUUGCAGCAUCACUCGCUAUGAUGUCUGAAAUUGCACAUGAUGUGAAGACAGUUGAUCGCGAGACGGUGGUACAUGUGAAAAUGUUGAAGAGGGCUUUGUCUUCUAUCAAGAGAUGGUGUGAGAAAAAAUUGCUGGAUUAUCAUGCUAAUUUUAAUGAGUCAAGACUAGGGGUGAUGGAGAUACUAUUGCCCUUGGCCUCUGCAGUAACAAAAAUAUCCGAGGAGGUUCCUGGUUACGCUACUCUAGUACAAGACGACGGGGAUAUAGCAACUGAUCUAACUGGUAAUAGAGUAGAUCUUUACAUUCGAUCAUCUCUGAGAAAUGCAUUUGCAAAGAUGUUAGAUGAUGGUAACAUGAGUAGUGACAUAAUUGAAGUACAAGACGUGACCGAUGCACUUCUUCAAAUAGCGCAAGGGACACAUGAGUUAGCAGCGAAGGAAAGGGAAACCUACAGUUCAAUACUGAAGAAAUGGCACCCUGUUGCGGCUGGAGCUGCUGCAGUGACUCUUCAUACCUGCUACGGAACCUUGUUGAAGCAGUACUUAACUGGGACUUCACAUUUGCUCUCGAAUGAGGCCAUUGAAAUACUGCAUACAGCGGGAAAGCUAGAAAAGUUUUUGGUCCAGAUGGCAGUUGAGGAUUCAGCUGAAUGCUCGGAUGGAGGGAAAGCUAUUGUGAGGGAGAUGGUUCCUUAUGAAGUUGAUGCUAUUAUAACGAGAUCUCUGAAGCAAUGGAUACAAGAGAGGUUGAAAAGUGUUAAAGAGGCUCUCCAGACCGCCAAAGAGUCCGAGACAUGGAACCCGAAAUCAAAGAACGAACCAUAUGGGCAUUCAGCAGUGGAGCUAAUGAAACAUGCCAAGCAAGCACUUGAUGAAUUCCUUGAAAUUCCGGUUGGCAUUGCAGAGGAUAUAGCUCAUAACUUCACUCAGGGCUUAGAGGAACUCUUCCGGGACUAUGCUACAUUCGUCUCAUCCUGCGGAUCAAAACAGAGCUAUGUGCCAACACUCCCUCCACUCACAAGAUGCAACAGAGACUCGAAAAUCCGAUUAUUAUGGAAAAGGGCUAGUCCUUGCACAGUCACUCUCCAGGAUGCAGUAGACACUGACAACUUAGAAGGUAACAACAAUCCAAGGCCUUCAACUAGCCGUGGCACACAACGCCUUUACAUCCGCCUCAAUUCCCUUCAUUAUGUCCUCUCCCAGCUCCAAGUGCUUGAAAAAACACUCUCCUUGUCAACCACCAUCGUGGCCUCCCCACGUAACCGCCUCAAAAACCAUAGCCGCCAGCUCCACGCCAGCAACUACUUCGACCACACACGCUCCGCCAUCACCUCUGCAACUCAAUACGUCUCCCAAGUAGCUGCCUACAGACUAAUCUUCCUCGACUCCAACUCUGUUUUCUACGGAGGCCUUUACAUCCACGACGUGGAGAACUCACGCGUUCGACCAGCACUCAGGAUUCUGAAACAAAACAUGACCCUUUUAAGCGCGAUAGUCGUGGACCGUGUCCAACCAUUGGCAAUGAAAGAAGUCAUGAAGGCCUCAUUCGAGGCCUUCCUCAUGGUCUUACUAGCCGGAGGGGCCUCUCGUGUCUUCACAAGGCCUGAUCACCUCAUGAUCGAGGAGGACUUCGAUCAUUUAAAGAAAUUGUUCACUUGUGGAGAAGGUAUCGUCUCCGAGGACACAGUAGAGAAAGAGGCAAGAGCAGUACAAGGCGUAAUAGACCUCAUGGGAGACUCUACUGAGAAACUCAUCGGUGAAUUCACUCAUGCAGCUUGUGAGACUAGUGGCAUUGGAGGAGCUGGUGUAGGCCAGAAGUUGCCGAUGCCACCGACAUCUGGUAAAUGGAACAGAGAGGAUGCUAACACCAUUUUAAGAGUUCUGUGCCAUAGAAAUGACAGAGCUUCUAACCAUUUCUUGAAGUGGACAUUUCAGUUGCCAAAGAGGAGGUGAAUGAACAAUAGAUCAUGGAGAAUUUUUUAACCAAUGUUCUUCAAGAAUGUGCAAUUUGUUUCAAACAUUUCUAAUACAUUAUGUUUGUAUUUAAGUAUGUUAUGAGAUGUGAGCAUUGUUCUGGGGGAUUUGAGGUUCAAGAUUUUGAAAGCUAUGUGAAUUCUGUUGGUGAAAUGAGAAGCUAGAAGAGGAACAAUUUCUGUACAAGUGUGAUAUUUUGCUACCACAACAUGAGAAAUGUAACAUUUUUAUGUAUUGUGCAUAUCAUUUUGUUACCGU